AUGGGCAAGAAGCUGGAGCAGCUGACCCGCGGGGAGAGCAAGGAGCACAUCCACUUCCCGCUGGGCUCCACGCGCACCCGCCGGAGGAACUGGCGGCCCAACAAAGACGCGGAGACGCCGACGUCGGGCGCUAAGGACGCCGCCCCCACCGGCGCCCGCCAGCCGCGCCGGGCCAAGGUGGACCGCGUGGAGAGCAUCCGCAACCUGUUCCGGCGGUCCCGCAGCUGGGACUCGGCGAAGGACCUGGAGGACCUCCCGCCGGCGCCGCGGGUGGCCAAGGCGGCGCCCGAAGCGAGCCCCGCCGGCGGCAGCCCGAAGAGCGCCGCGGCGGACGACCCCGACAAUGUGUACGAGUCGCUCAAGGACAUGGACCGCGAACCAGUGAGUGCGAAGGGGACGGUGCUGUUCAGGAGCGCCUCCACGUCCCACCUGCCGGCGCUGGAGGCGGGCAUGGACGUGCUGGGCAGAGGGGAGGGCGAGUGCGAAAAGGCGAACGACAGAGCGACCAAGAAAGGGCAGUUUCCGUAUGCGUUUCUCAGAUCCAGACUUACCUCGGUCGCGGAGGAACAAGCGACCGCCAGGGAAGAGUGUGGUGACAGCGGGCGUGGCACCGGCAGCCACUGCGGCAGCAUAUCCGACGUCAGAACCUCCUACUCGGAGACGUCGGACUCCAAGUCGUCCUUUUCGGAAAACUCGGACACGAAGUCGUCUUGCUCCGAUUCGUCGGAAAACACGAAGUGGACUCGCGAGGAGGAGGAGGAGGAGGAGCUGGAGGAGAGAGGCAGCGGGGGCCGCAGGGAGGGCGAGGGGCAGGGCGACGCCGCCCCCAGGGACAUCAUCUCGCCCAUCCCGGCGCCCACAGGCUUCGGCGACGGGGACUUCGUGGUGACCGUGCGCGUGAAGGGCUCGGCCGCCGACGAGGGGAGGUCCUCGGUGUACAUCAAGCCCGAGGGAAGUCGCGCCGCGAGGAAGCUCAGCUCGGACCUCGGGGCGGCGCCGCAGGGCUCGGAGAAGAAGGUGGGCGGCGGCAAGGGCGGCGGAGGGCGCCCUCUGCUGACGGACGAGGAGAAGCUCCGGGCGCGGACGGGCGAGUGCUGCCAGCACUGCCACUGCGGCGACGGGCCGCACCCGCCCAUCAGACGCCGCCCGCGCUCGCAGCCGCGGCUCUACGCCCGCAUGAGCUACCCGGCCUCCUCGACCUCGUCCGACGGUCUGUACGAGGCCAUCUACCCCGAGGACGCGCACUCGAAGCGCGCGUCGCUCGACCUGGAGCGCCUCGACCGCCUCGACAGGCUCAACCGCAUCGACCGCUUCGAGCGCGACGACCGCGGCCUCGAGACCGCCUACGACCAGCGGCGCCGCUACUCGCGCUCGGCCUCGCUGGACCGCGCCGAGUCGUGGCGGUGGCGGGACGCGAUGGCGGCCGAGGACGUCGACGCCGACUCCCUGUACGGCGACGCGCCCGCGUACCGGCGGCGGGCCCCUCCCUGCCGCGCCCCCACGCCCCGCCCGCCAGCUGCCGCAGCCGCCCUCACCAAACAAGACCUUCCGCCUGAUCCGCCUCGUGAAGGACGACGGCGACGAGGGCCUCGGACUCUACAUCCUCGGCCAGCGCGCCCUCGCUACGUCAUCGCCCACAUCCUCCCCGGCGGACUCACCGACAGAGACGGCAGACUGCGCGUGGGAGACGAGAUCAUCAACGUCAAUGGUCGACGUCUGCGCGGCGUCACCCUAGAGGAAGCGCGUCGCAUUCUGCGGCAUACGCCCGCGGAGGUGGACGUCGUUGUGGCUCGGGACCCCGACGCCCCCGCCCACGAGUCCCUCUACUCGGACCUGGACGUGACCUCCAUGGCCAGCGGGCGAGUGGACUCCCGGGUGGAGACGCGCGUGGACUCGAGGGUGGACAGCGUGGCCGACGACGACGACGCCUCCCUGGACGCCCUGCAUCAUCCGCACCAUCACUACCACUCGCACGCCUUCCACCACGGCUGCCACCACGACCACGCCCACAGAGAAGAGGAGGACGAGGAGGACGAGGAAGACGAGGACUUCGAGAGAGACGAGCCUCGAGAAGACGAUCCUCUCAACAUGCGAGGCUUGGGUCGCCACCUGGAGUCCUGCCGCAGCCACCGGGGUUGCCACCGCGAUCUCCCCGAGCUCCCGGCCACCGUCGGCGGCGCCCGCGAGCUUCCCGAGGACCCAGGCAGCGCGCGCGACUUCCACCACUGCUGCGAGCACGAGGCGAGGACGUACAACUCGUGUGACUCGCGAGGAGCCACCAGGGAGCCAAGGGACCCCAGAAAGCGACGGCGGCUGGACUCGCUCCGAGAGGAGGGCGUCGUCACGGCCGUCAUGGUCCGCACCGUGUCAGACUCGUCGUCAGCAGGAGAAGAAGAGCCUCGCCGGCUGUUACCUCUCCUUGAGGACGGCGUUUUCGACGAGCGGCCGUCGUCGCAGGCCUCGCAGGUCUCGGCCAGGACAGUCGCUUCCAUGGCGUCUGUCGCGUCUGUUCAUGGCACUGGCCUCACUGCCAUGUCCAGACAGGUAUCCCAGAGGUCACACAGGCCGUCAUCCACAUCUACACUGCCACGAAGGCCAAAGUCCCUCAACCUCUCCUUCCACACAGUUGUCUUUGAAAAGGGCCAUGGCAAGAAGGGGCUUGGAUUCUCCAUUGUAGGAGGAAGGGACUCUCCGAAAGGAAACAUUGGUAUCUUCGUAAAGACAAUCUUCCCAAGUGGUCAAGCAGCGGAAGAAGGAACACUUAAAGAAGGGGAUGAGAUUUUUGCUGUGAAUGGAGAGAGCUUGGCAGGGGCAAGUCAUGCAGAAGCCAUUGCCAUGUUCAAAGCCAUCCGCACCGGCAAAGUCGUGCUACAUGUGGGCCGUCGUGCAACUUCAAAGAAAAGAGCCCACAAGACUAAGUCUUUUGAUGACCUUGAUAAAUUUGAAGAAUGAGGAUGAACUGCCUGAGGAUUUGACGACGUACCAGAUGAUAGGUGUAGCUGAAGGGAUGAAUGCAAAUUUUUUGAUAGGCUGUAUAAAUGUGUCCUAGUUAUAUAUAUAUAUAAAAAUAUCACCAGUUUAAUCAUAAAUGUAUUCCCAAACAGGAAUGCAAUAAGCCAAAGAAAUCAGACAGGUAACUGUAAUGUCAUGUUGAUUACAAUUGCAUAAAGCUAUAAUUAAGUGCUGUAAAUGUUUGACUCAUAAUAAGUUUGUACAGAUAAGAAAUAUUAUCCAUAAGCCGUAAUUAUUCAGAGAUAUAUCAAUGUUCUAUGAUGAGGGUUGUCCUGUUCUUGCUUUUGAGAAAAAAAAUGGCAUCCCACACCAGAGGUAAUUAUUAGAAUGUAGGAACAAGUGAAACAAAAAAUUAAACUUACAUAUUUAUUUCUAUAGUAUAUUUGCUUGUCUUCAUAAUUUGUACCAUGUAAAUAACUAUGCCUCAUGAGCCAGCAAACUAAUAUUUACACCUGCUGUUGAUGAAAUCUCUAAGAUCAGUACUGCUCUUGUCAUCAUUGUGUAAAUACUAUGUAUCAUUUAAAAAUAUGUAGAAAUGUGAUAUACAUUUUCAUCCUUACAACUGCACAUUGUAUGGAUAGUAAACAGCUUUAAUAAAAGUGACUUUUAUUGGUACCUGUUACUUCUUAGACCGGGAAGGACAUGAGUUUAAUGCAAGUGUUCAUUCAGAUAUAUAUGACUAUCUGGCAUGUGGCAAAUGAACAAAAAAUUCCAUGAUAAUAAAGAGACUUUUACUCUAUAAUAAGUACUACCAAUAGGAAAAGAGAGUGAAGAGAUAAAUAUAAUAAGUACUAAGACUAAAAGCAAAGAUAAAAAAGAAAGAAAUAUAUAUUAAUAUAAUUAUGAAUAUUUGUUUGAAUAUUUGAUUAUGUUUGAACAACAUACUUUCACGAGACAAGUCUAUCCAGUCAGAUUCAAAACAAUCCAACCAUCUAGGUGUUUUCCCGAACUGUGAUUUACUUAUAACAGAUAAUGUAAAAAUGUAUCACACUUUCCAUAAAGGUUCUACAUAUAUAUAUAUUACAUAAAUACUGACUUCUGAAUACUUUACAGAAAAAAAUCAGUAUAUUGCAUCACAAUAUUUAAAGUAAUUUUCUCCAUAGGUAUGAAACCUUUGUAACUUAUGGAGAUGAAACUAAAAAAUACCAAACCAUAUUGCAAACUUACCAUUAAACUUGACUUUCUAUGGUGAAUUAUGAUUAUAUUUCAUGACCGACUGCUUUAAUGACUGUAACGAUAAGUGUCUUUAAUGAUGACGAUUUACUUUAUCACUUAGUACUUUUUAACAGGGCAUAGAUUUAAGUGAAUAAAUUAACUAUAAAAAAAAAAAAAAAAAAAA
Penaeus vannamei (Pacific white shrimp) is the source of this 4351-nucleotide messenger RNA. NCBI's taxonomy places the organism in Eukaryota, Metazoa, Arthropoda, Malacostraca, Decapoda, Penaeidae. The record is from RefSeq and is a predicted model, not a curated record.